AUGGGUGCCACCAAGAACAAGUACUCGGUGAUUCUGCCAACAUACAAUGAGCGCAAGAACCUCCCUAUCAUCUGCUGGCUGCUCGAGCGGACAUUUCGCGAGAACAACCUCGACUGGGAAAUCGUGAUCGUCGACGACGGCUCUCCAGACGGCACCCUCGAAGUCGCCAAACAGCUGCAGGCGCUCUGGGGCCCGGAGCACAUCAACCUGAAGCCGCGGGCCGGCAAGCUCGGGCUGGGCACGGCGUACGUGCACGGGCUACAGUACGUGCGCGGCAACUACGUGAUCAUCAUGGACGCGGACUUCAGCCACCACCCCAAGUUCAUCCCGGAGAUGAUCCGGAUCCAGGGCGCGACGGACGCGGACAUCGUCACGGGGACGCGGUAUGCGAGCCGCGACGGCCUCAGCGGCGGGGUGUAUGGCUGGGACUUGUUCCGCAAGUUCACGUCGCGGACGGCGAACCUGAUUGCCGAUGUGAUGCUGAUGCCCGGGGUGAGUGACCUGACGGGCAGCUUCCGGCUGUACAAGAAGAGCGUGCUGGAGAAGGUGAUUGCGAGUACGCAGAGCAAGGGGUACAGUUUCCAGAUGGAGAUGAUGGUGCGUGCGAAGGCUAUGGGCUACAAGGUCGCCGAGUGUCCGAUUACCUUUGUCGAUCGCUUGUAUGGCGAGAGUAAGCUGGGCGGCCAUGAGAUUGUCGAGUAUCUCAAGGGCGUGUUGACUUUGUGGUUGAAGGUUUGA
This is a messenger RNA of Aspergillus clavatus NRRL 1, 738 nucleotides long. Its product is annotated as dolichyl-phosphate beta-D-mannosyltransferase. Gene Ontology annotation, biological process: protein O-linked glycosylation via mannose; GPI anchor biosynthetic process. The record is from RefSeq and is a predicted model, not a curated record. The transcript has 2 exons. Lineage: Eukaryota; Fungi; Ascomycota; Eurotiomycetes; Eurotiales; Aspergillaceae. Gene Ontology annotation, molecular function: dolichyl-phosphate beta-D-mannosyltransferase activity. Gene Ontology annotation, cellular component: endoplasmic reticulum membrane. The coding region runs from base 1 to 738 and encodes 245 amino acids.